AAGGUAUCACGUAUAUUCCGCCUAGCCAUUUCUCGAUCUCGCCUUUUCUAGGGUUGAAUCCUCCAUCAUCCACCGCCUUCUCGUUCUUUCGUCGGCUCCUCCCUAAAUCCUUAUCCUCCCCUUUCGCUCCCUUCCGUCGAGGUCUCACAUGGAUUUUUGCUUCGCCAGCCCAAUUGAUUGCUUGAUUGGCAGCUGCCCGUUGGCGAUUCCUUUUUUGCAAGCUCCUUUAGCCUUUGAUUCCCUUUGUAGUUUUGGGUUUCCUCCUGCUUAGGUUCAGAUCCGGCGCCGGGAGCUCUGAUUCUGACGUUUCGGAAGCUUUCGUCAUGGGUAAAGUCAGCUGGCGAAAGGCUGGUGCGGACCAAUUCGACGGUAGCGAUGCCGAUAGCUUGAGUUCGGAUUCGACGACUUUCUCGGAGCCAACUAUGGCUAACGAAACAGAACAUGUGAACUCCAUAGAUUUCCAACUCGAAAAAUAUAUCGAUGCUCUCUACGAGAAGAGGGGAUCUGUGAGAGAGACAGCUUUGCUGGGGCUUGCUGAGGCAUUUGAAGGGCAGGUCCUCCUUCCAUUUAUUGAGAAUAAAUGUAUUACAUUGCUACAUCAGUAUCUAGCUUCAAUAAAAAAGGGUUCUUCCAAGGAGGCUUGUUUAGCUUCUCGAACCAUAGGAUUGCUGGCCAUCACUGUUGGGGCUGGAAAUAAGGCUCAUGAAAUUAUGGAAGAAUCAAUAUACCCACUUUCUCAGGCCCUUGUAUCAGGGUCAGAUAAGACAAAGAAAAAAGCAGUGAUAGAUUGCCUAGCCCUUGUAACAUUUAUAGGUGCAAAUGAUCUGAUUGAAACUGAGGGGUCCCUGAAGAUCAUAUGGCAAGUAAUUUAUCCCAAGUCAGGGCCUAAUGUAGGUUCAGUUAAAAAGCCAGACUCAGCUGUAUUAUCAUCUGCCAUUUCUGCAUGGUCAUUUCUUUUGACAACUAUCAGUAGUUGGAGAAUCAAUCCUGAUAGCUGGAAAGAGUCAAUUUCAUUCCUUUAUAAUCUUCUAGAAGACCCAGAUCGUUCUGUCCGAAUUGCUGCUGGAGAAGCAUUAGGCCUUUUCUUUGAGCUGGGGAUACUUGAUAUGAAUUUCCAAAGAGAAGACACAAACAUUGAUAAGCUUGAACGUGAGAUUUCAAAACAUGGAGCAUUUCAUCAUUUGCAAGGUUUGAAGGCUAAGAUAUUAGCAAGAGCCUGUGACCUCUCAACUGAAGCUGGUGGGAAGGGCACUGACAAGAAAAAUCUCAAUGAUCAACGAGAAUUAUUCCAGAAGUUUUUGGAUUUUGUGGAGACUGGUGAUUGUCCUGAAACAUUGCUGAAGAUUUCAAGAAAACAGCGAUUUUUGACAACUUCCACGUGGGCUCAGAUGUUACAAUUGAACUUCUUGAAAGGUUUCCUUGGGAAAGGCUUUCUGAAGCAUGCACAGGAUAACGAACUACUUCAUGAUAUUUUUGACUUUGCACAAGAUAGGAUGGGGAUGCUAUCGACAAGGAAAAAGAUCUCCAAAUCAGAUGACAAAGGUUGGACUCAAAAGAUGAACAAGGAUCGGAAGCUAGCUCAGGUAAGGAAACAAGGCCAUCUAAUUCCUGAAGACGACUGAAACUAAAAAAAUCUUCUACAUAAUAUAAUGAUGCUGCUGGUUUGUGCUGAAACAAACAUGGUCAUAAUGAGGCUAAUAAACAAUUUUCUUUUCUCAAGCUUAUAGUUUGCCUUUAUUAUAUGCUACAUCAAUCCAAUAAUGGGUCUGAUGAGUAGUAGAUACUAUAACAACAAGCCACAGGAUCCAAUCUGAUUGGGAAGGCUUAUUGUUUGCAAUUUAUGUAAUUUGUACUGCGACAUUUUGCAGCAUGGUCUCUGCUUCCUCGAUAGUUUGGUCCUUUGGCCUUUUGUUAUCAAAAGCAGGGUGCUCAAUUCUUGUAGUUUGGUUUUUUGCAGAAUUAUAAUCACCUAUAUAUAUUUUUUCAAUUAAUUUUCUUUA
This is a messenger RNA of Zingiber officinale, 2000 nucleotides long. Its product is annotated as interferon-related developmental regulator 2-like. The transcript is spliced from 13 exons. Bases 324 to 1622 code for a protein of 432 amino acids. NCBI's taxonomy places the organism in Eukaryota, Viridiplantae, Streptophyta, Magnoliopsida, Zingiberales, Zingiberaceae. The record is from RefSeq and is a predicted model, not a curated record.